Uranotaenia lowii is the source of this 1061-nucleotide messenger RNA. RefSeq lists its product as uncharacterized. Gene Ontology annotation, molecular function: carbohydrate binding. Lineage: Eukaryota; Metazoa; Arthropoda; Insecta; Diptera; Culicidae. The record is from RefSeq and is a predicted model, not a curated record. The coding region runs from base 66 to 842 and encodes 258 amino acids. The transcript is spliced from 2 exons.
CACACGUUUACACUCACCGCUCUUCUGCUAUUUGUCAGUUCAUUGUUGAUUCAGUCGAAAAAAUCAUGCUCAUUAAAGAAAUUCUACUCAUUUUGGUUGUACAUUUGAUUCUUACCAUCGCUGAUGAUGGAAAAGUCUCUCUGCUUCCAGAAUGGUUGGUAUUUGCGGGAAAAACCAAGGUUGAAAUCCAGAUAUUGGAACCUCGCGGAAUACAAGUGUGGACGAAGUACAAACCAAAAUAUCUCGUAUUCGGAAUCGAGCUCAUGGUUAAUCCAUCCAACGACAGGAUAAGUGGUUGCGAUUUUUGCAAAAAUGUGUCGGAACCAAUUGAUGGAAAGUUUCUCAUGGAAAACGACGACCUGAAGAUCAACUUGGGAGACACGAUAAAAUAUCGUUAUGUGAAAGUAAAAACUUCCGGAGUCAAAUGGUCUCCUUGGAGAACGGUGUUUGUGGAUAAGAACUUGUUUUCCAAUUUUAAUGAUCACUGUUCAGUGAUAUGUGAGCAAUCGGUUGACCAGGCAAAGAUACGUUUCCUAGAAGGUUAUCUGGACAACUUGCUGGACUCAUGUGGAUUGAUACCGCCAUCGGAACAUUUGUUCAUACCCUUCGAGCACGCGCUUCAAUUAGUCAGUGAUCCAGAACGUUUUGUAAAAUCCAGACUAUAUUCCUAUGAAGCUUUGAGGAAUCUUAUGGGCAGCGUCACCGGAAGUUACCUGUCUCAGGAUGGAGUAGGAUUUUCUAUGAAAACAGUUCGUGAUAAAUUGAAGGUUCUGGAAAUCGGCCGCGAAAUAGGCAUCGUGGACUACGACAAUUACAUGACUGAGCCUCAUUCUUCCUUUUGAAAAAAAAAACUCCACUAUUUUUCUAUUUCAAACAUAUCAUAAAAAUUUAUGAUUAUGUACGAACUUAACAAAAAUAAAGUCACUUAAAUGUACCUAUACCCAUACAAAAGGAGCCACCGAUUAAAAAAAGGAGCAUCUAGUAUAAAUGAGUUGUGUACUGCCUAUUACUUUUAUGCAAUCAACAAAUAGUGAAAAAAUCUGCAAGUGUUAAAAGCAUUG